This is a messenger RNA of Aspergillus puulaauensis, 1554 nucleotides long. RefSeq lists its product as uncharacterized. Gene Ontology annotation, molecular function: carbohydrate:proton symporter activity. The record is from RefSeq and is a predicted model, not a curated record. Gene Ontology annotation, cellular component: membrane. The transcript is spliced from 4 exons. NCBI's taxonomy places the organism in Eukaryota, Fungi, Ascomycota, Eurotiomycetes, Eurotiales, Aspergillaceae. Gene Ontology annotation, biological process: carbohydrate transport; transmembrane transport. The coding region runs from base 1 to 1554 and encodes 517 amino acids.
AUGCGGACCUGGUUUGGUCGUGGACGAAAGCUUCAACUGGCAGUUACAUCGUGCUGUCUGUGUGCGUUUGUCCUAUAUGGUUACGAUCAGGGUGUGUUUGGUGGCAUUCUCGAGAAUAAGGACUGGCUACAACAGUUUGACCACCCCGACGACACCCUGACCGGCAUCAUCACCUCCAGCUACAACCUUGGCUGUCUGCUUGGUUGCUUUGUUAGCUUCUUCGUCGGCGAAAAGCUUGGCCGCCGUCGCACAAUAUGGUUCGCCAUGGCUUGGAUUCUCGUCGGCGCUGCCCUCCAAGCCACGGCGUUCACCCGUCCCCAUCUCAUCGUCGGACGAGUUGUUACCGGUCUAGGGACGGGCCUUAAAACAUCCACCGUUCCAAUGUAUCAGUCCGAGCUUUGCGAAGGAAAGAAAAGAGGCCGUCUUGUAUCGACCGAGGUUAUGUUCGUCGGUAUCGGAAUCGCCUUCGCAUACUGGUGGGACUUUGCUUUCAGCUACGUCGGCGGUCCAUUCGCCUGGCGAUGGCCCAUCGCAUUCCAGGUGGUUUUUGCAUUCUGGGUGAUCGUGGCCGUGUUUGGCCUCCCGGAGUCUCCGCGCUGGCUCUACAAGCAUGGGGACAGGGAAGAGGCCAUCAACGUCCUAUCUGCCAUCAACGACAAGCCUGUCGACCACCCGGAUAUCAUCCAGGAAAUGGAUUCCAUUGGAGCGGCUCUUUCCACGGAAGCGGAUGCCGAGGGCAGCGUUUCUUGGACUUCGACAUUCAAGAAGGACAAAGUUAGCACGGGCUACCGGGUUUUCCUGGCCUGGUUCGUUCAGUUCAUGGAUCAAGCGGGUGGCAUCAAUUUGGUCGUCUACUACAUCCUCACCGUGCUCCAGAGAAACGUGGGCCUCGAGCACAAGACUGCUCAGAUUGUUGCGGGUUGCAUCCAGCUCAUGUUCCCCCUGGGCUCGUUUAUUCCGUCCGUCGCUCUGGAUCGGAUGGGCCGCCGCAGCACAAUGAUCUGGGGCUCCGCAGGUAUGUCCGUGUCCAUGCUCAUGGUCUCAGCCCUCCUAUCUCAGUCAGAUGGCACCGAUCGAGGAACGAAAUUUGCCUCCGGGUCUGUCGCCUUCUUCUUCACCUACAUGUUUAUCUUUGGAGCCAGCAUGAACUGCGUCCCGUGGGUCUAUGUCCCAGAAAUCCUCCCACUCCAUGCUAGGACCAGGGGAACAGCACUCGGCGUGAGCUCCAACUGGCUCUGGAACUUUGUUGUGGUCAUGAUAACACCCAUCAUUAUCAACCGCCUCAAAUGGAAGGCAUACUUGAUAUUCAUGGCGCUAAACUUGGCGUUUGUCCCCAUUAUCUACUUUUUCUACCCUGAAACCUCAAACCUGGCUCUGGAAGAGGUAGAUUGCAUAUUUUCCCGAGGUGGAAACCCGGUGUCUGUGGCUCGGGAGAUGCAAAAGGAACUUGCUAUUAACGGGCACUUGGAUCCGGAACGAACCAUAGGGCAAAACACAGCACCUGGUAGCAUUGUCGAUAGGAAGGAGGAGCUUGUUGAGCAUGUUAACAUGUAG